UGGUGUGUGUAUAAAAAGGCUGUGUUGUGCGAAUGAUCUGUGUGUUCAUUUGGGGCAGACGUAGAACAAGAAUCACUAUGAAGGGCCUUAUUAUUCUUAUGGCUUGCUUCAUCCUCUCGGAGGCAGCCAUCAGGGUUCCCCUGAUAAAGGGAAAGUCCAUCAGAGAGCGUCUGAGGGAGAAGGGCAUCCAUCUGCCCUACACUGAUCCAGCCCUUAAAUAUCAGCACCCAAACGUCCUGGCCUCUACCACUAUUGAUUCCAUGACCUAUGCUGAUUCAUACUACUUUGGCGUGAUCAGUGUGGGGACACCACCCCAGUCCUUCCAAGUGCUCUUUGACACAGGCUCUUCCAAUCUGUGGGUUAACUCUGUGUACUGCAGCACCCAGGCAUGCACGGCACAAACACAGUUCAACCCUCAGCAGUCCUCCACUUACCAGAGCACCUCCCAAACUUUCUACCUGCCCUAUGGAGCUGGAGCUCUCUACGGCGUCUUUGGUUAUGACACUGUCACUCUGUCUGGCAUCCAAGUCCCUAAUCAGGAGAUCGGUCUGAGCACUAAUGAGCCAAGCCAGCCCUUCCUGGAGGCUCCAUUUGAUGGAAUUCUUGGUCUGGCCUACCCAUCUCUUGCUGUCGGCAAUGCCAUGCCCCUCGUGGACAACAUGAUGCAGCAGGGUCUCCUUGAACAAAACCUGUUUGGAAUCUAUCUGAGCCCGGUUGGAGGGUCUGGCAGUGAGGUGGCUUUCGGUGCUGUGGACACCAACAUGUAUCAGGGUCAGAUCUACUGGACACCAGUGACCGCUGAGACCUACUGGCAGAUUGGCAUUCAGGAGUUCCAGAUUUCAGGACAGCAGACCGGCUGGUGCUCUCAGUAUGGAGGCUGCCAGGCCAUUGUGGACACCGGUACCCCCAGCCUUACUGCCCCUAGCAACAUCAUGUCCUCUCUGAUGCAGGACAUUGGGGCACAGCAGAAUAGUUAUGGCGAGUAUGUUGUGGACUGUAGCCAGGUCAGCAGUCUCCCCACUCUGACCUUCACCAUCAGUGGAGUGACUUUCCCUCUGGGCCCCUCUGCCUACAUCCAAGAGACCCAGAGUGGCUACUGCACCGUUGACAUCACUCCCACCUACCUGCCCUCUCAGAACAACCAGCCUCUCUGGAUCUUCGGCGAUGUCUUCCUCAGGGUCUACUACUCUGUGUAUGACCGCCAAAACAACCAGGUGGGCUUUGCCCAGGCUGCCUGAACACCACCAACAACACUCCACAGAAAUCUCUAAUGGAAGCUAUGGUCUCCAUAGCAUCAUUAAUACCUGUACUAAUUAUGUGGAAAUUGAAAUAUCUCUGUGGUAGACUGCUAUUUACUGGAAUUUCUUUUUUCUUUCCAUUCCAAUAUUGCCAGUUAUAAAUAAAUUCAAUAAUGUGUUUUGGCAUUAAAUUGUUUUCAAACAAAAACAUAUAUUUAAAUAUAUCUCCCU
Molecule: messenger RNA, 1469 nt
Organism: Pangasianodon hypophthalmus (striped catfish)
Lineage: Eukaryota; Metazoa; Chordata; Actinopteri; Siluriformes; Pangasiidae
Product: gastricsin-like
Exons: 9
Coding region: 33-1238 (401 amino acids)
Biological process (GO): proteolysis
Molecular function (GO): aspartic-type endopeptidase activity
Source: RefSeq, a predicted model, not a curated record